Molecule: messenger RNA, 13014 nt
Organism: Plasmopara halstedii
Lineage: Eukaryota; Oomycota; Peronosporomycetes; Peronosporales; Peronosporaceae
Product: Vacuolar protein sorting-associated protein
Exons: 3
Coding region: 1-13014 (4337 amino acids)
Biological process (GO): protein targeting to vacuole; protein retention in Golgi apparatus
Cellular component (GO): extrinsic component of membrane
Source: RefSeq, a predicted model, not a curated record
AUGUUCGAGACACUGGUGACGGGACUCUUGACAAGCGCAUUGGGCAGCUAUAUCGAGCCAAAGUGUUUUAGUAGUGACAAAAUCAAUGUGGCAGUGUGGUCAGGGUACGUAGUUCUCACAGAACUGGAGAUUAGAUCCGAAGUCUUGGCAGAUUUCCCUGCUGUUAAGCUAGUGCGUGGUAUCGUGGGCUCCAUUGAACUGAAGAUCCCAUGGAAUCGCCUUCAGUCUGAUUCGGUGGUAGCCACCGUAGAUGACGUAUAUUUACUUUUACGAACAGAAGAGGAUAUUGACUCUGUUAUGCGCCACAUGGAUGAGUUUACGCUUCAAAAAAGGAUGUUGGAGGAGCUUUACACACAAGCUAAGCGCCAUAAGCAAACGACCGAAGGAGCUGAAAUAGGAAGUACUGAAGACGGAUUUGCAGCCAGAUUAAUCAAUAAGAUAAUUGACAAUUUAGAGCUACAUAUUCGUCGAAUCCAUAUUCGCAUAGAGGAUUACAGCACAGGGGAACAUCCAUUCGCCGUGGGUCUCGCGAUCGAGUCGGUGCACGUGCAAUCAACUAAUUCUCACUGGCAACCAACAUACGUAGAUACGUCGAAGAGCAAUGAACCACGAAUCUACAAGAGUGUGGAUCUUAAUCACUUAAGUGUGUAUUGCAACCCAGACUGUAAGUUGCAACGUGACCACCAACUUGACUUAGAGACGUGCUCUGUGGAAGAGUUUUUAAACGCUUUUAGCCGAUCAAUUCCAAAACGAUUUGAUGAUCGACAUUAUCAUCAUAUGCAACUGUAUCCGUCUCAACAACAGCACCAUUUCAUUCUGAAACCUGUUGAUGCCAAUGCGAGGCUUAUUGUAAAUCGCGAUGUUUUUGACACAAACGUGCCAAAAUUUGAGGUAGAUGUCAAGAUUUAUGACAUAGCUUUUCGACUAGAAGAAUCGCAGUACUGUGAUCUACUAUACCUAGCGUCAGUGCUUCAAGCUCAGACUUAUCACAGAAAAUAUUAUCGGUUUCGCAAGUUUAGACCGCAAGCAAAUGUGCUUGAUGAACCUGCACAAUGGUGGAAAUAUGCUAUCACCUCAGUAACGGAAGAUUUAAGAAUAAAAAAGCGACAAUGGACUUGGGAAUUCAUGCAGAAACGGCGAGAAGACCGAAAGCAUUAUGUGACAUUGUGGCAGCACAAAUCACGUCAGCUCUUGGAGCUUUCAGAUAUGGAUUACGUCAAUUUUGACAGCGAUGAUAAUGAUGACGAUAUUCAUGUCAGUGACAUGCCCAAACUUUCAUUUCUCGAGGUCGACGGAGGGCUUGAAGAAAUUGAACGUCGUCGAAGUAUUGAAGAUAUACUAUUUUUUCGUUACUUAGGCGAUCUUGAGAUUCAAAAAUAUCAAGCCUUGCGCGCAACUCGUGAUCGACAUCGACUGCCGACGCCCCCGUCACAUACUUCCCGAGACUUCUCAGAUACCGCGUCUCUAGACACGGACAUUACUGAAACUAGUGUACCAGCUGAAAUUCGCUACCGAUCCUGGGGUGCGUGGAUGUUCGGCUGGACGUCUAGGUUGGCUGUAUCUUCUACAGAAGAAGGGCAGAUGCCCCGUCGAAUCAUCCCUGAAGUGGAGCUCCGAGAAUUAUUUAACAUACUAGAAGAACCUUCUCGGCGCCUGAAAAAACGCGCGCAUAACCUUCAUGAGCCGGGUGGACAGGACAGUCUGUCGGAUGGUGAGUCCCAGAUAGAACUCAGCGAGCUUUUUCGGAUCACAAUAUCACUGCAGCGUGGUUCACUCACAUUGGCCAGUGACCCAGAGACCAAUGUACUGCUGCUUCGUGAUGACCCACAUUACGGGCUAAAGUAUACUCCCACUGAAUUCCUGCUGGGAACUUUUUCUCAUUUGCAACUAGCUGCUGUAGCAAAGGAUGAAACGGUGGUAGUGGAUAUGUCGUUGCAAAGUAUUGAGGCGUUCGAUGAGAGUGCAGAAAGUUCUGCAUUUUCCCGCUUAGUGACAAGAAAACAGAGUAUUCAUCCGACUGGCGACGGAGAUGACAUUAACGUCAGCAAACUAUCUGGUGUUGUUUUUUUGAUGAGCUUUGAGAUGCAUCCAGUCAAUUCUAAUGCAGAUGCGUCACUGUUUAUUCAUAUGGAGCCCUUGGAAAUUGUGAUGUCACCAACAGCGCGAUGUUGGGGUCGCUUAGCAAAAUUUUUGGAAACUCCUGGCAGAUUAGGAUUGUGGGAAGAACUUGAGGUUGCUUCAUUCAAUAAUAUUGUCAAUUUGAAAACUCGAACAGAAGCUAAAUUAAAUCACGUGAUGGACAAUCGAGUCGCAUUGGCCAUGGAUCUUCGGAUACAAGCACCGGUUAUCAUUGUUCCUGAGAGUGACACCGACUACAGCUGUGCCCGACUUGUAGUGGAUUUAGGACGGAUCAAUCUACGUACUGAUCAUCUCUGUCAAAAGGACAAAAAGCGAAGGGGUAUCAAUCUGGAUGAUAAUCCGCUUUUGAGUAAAUCAGAACCAGAUUAUCUACGAAGUCCAUCUUAUUUUCAUGGGGUAGAUCCAAACACGUCGUUUGUUCAGCACUUAUCCGACGAAGUAGAGAAAGGAGAGGGUGCGGGUCGAUGGAAAGAGGAGUUCUAUGACAAGUUUAGCCUGUCUGUGACAGAUAUUCAUGUGUUAAUAAUUCCAUACGGAAAUACGAUCAUGGCACACGAUUCUGGUGCCGGAGGCAACGGGAUGACUUCACAGCCUACUUCCUUUUUGAAGUUCAUGCCAAACAAUUACGACGAGGAAAAAGGGUACGAGCUGAUUGAACGCUUUAACAUCAACUUCACCAUUCGUAUGUCAAGUCUGCCGCUUGAUGCCACGCUGACACGUUUUUACGUCCAUGCGGACCUUCCAGCCUUAACUUUUAACGUUUCACUCGAGAAGUACUUCCAGCUUGUGGCACUGGCCGGUCGUUUUAGCGUUACAAACACUGAGAAACUUUAUAAGUCGCAAGAAUAUCGAAAAGGUGAAUUUGACGCUCCAGCAUAUAAAAGUUUUGAUUGGGAAUUGUCAAAUUCAGACGAGAUGACUGACGCAGUAAGGAAGGAUGAUUGUGUCAGCGCGUCAACAAUAAAUAAAUUUAUGUUGAGAAAUACAGACUUUAAUCCACCGUCACUUGCCGGUGUAUUGCCAGAUAAUGGAGAUGAUUCCGACAAAGACUCAAGCAUUGAAAGUGAUGACACAUGGUUUAGCAUCACCAGUGGUAACGUGGAUCUAGCCACGCCAAGUAAUGGUGCAGGUGGACCGGAGCCACUUUUUUCUAUUGAUACAACGACAGCCGAGCUGAACAUAAGUAGCACUUCUUCACAGCCAAAGAUUACAGCACGAAAUCGGCUCCGACCUAGUUCCCCUAACCGAAGCUCAAAGCUGCUUGAUCGUCGAUUUUUCGUAUGCUCCUUCACUGUUCCUUUGAUAGUGAUGCAGCUAGAAAAACCUCGGUUGCCUGAACUAUCUCCCUAUCUUAUCGACUCCGGUGAUUUUGAUGUUGACCCUGCUGACAAUGGCAGCAUAAAUUUGAAGCUCCAAGGUUUUCGAAUUCGCGCUAGUCAGAAGACUUUAUCUACUCAAGUAAAUGUAAGCUUGACGUCGUUUGAAGUCGAAGACAUUUCUUACUCUAGCGGCCGGUCUUCACAGUUCUUGCUUUUUUCGUGCCCAUCAAUUGCUGCACCGUUUUCGAUAACAUCACCAUCGGGCCUUGAUAGGAUCUUUCCUGGCUACUUUCCCAAGCGCAGACAACCAACAAAACAAAGACCAGUGAUCACUCACGGUGGCAGUGCGAGACUUGGUGACAGAUCACGAUCGGAAGCCUCUUCAGCACCCGAAACGGUGUUGAAGCUUGCUUUUAGCUCUUUUAACGAACAGUGCAGCGGCAAAGAGGUGCUACGGGAAGUAGAUAUACAUCUUGGCUCGGUGCAAUUUAUCUUUGAUCAAUCAUACGUGUGCUCACUAUUGGAGCUAUUUGAACAGUCAUCUUCGCAGCUGAGAACGGUUCCCGAUUUGUCGCAAAGUCGUACUGAUGGCGGCUUUCCGCCUCCUGUCGAGCUUGCACCCACUAUUGAACAAGAAUACUCGAUACCAGUAAAUCUCACCGAGUCUGUUCGCGCAGAUCUGGAACGAGCCAGGAGAAACAUCUUUGGUCAGUCAUUUGAUCAACGAGAAUCCGCUUCAUUAUUACCUGAAGACAGUAGACCUGUUUCUUGCGCGCUGAAGUUUUGCCUCCGACUACACUCUGUUUCUCUUUGCCUUCUUGAUGGUGGAGAGUCCAUCGUUUCUGUGGCAUUUCUUAGCUCCCAAUUGCAUGUAAGCACAGAUAAAGGGAGGCAGAUCAAAUUUUCAGGCUUAUUGGGUGACGUGAGGGUGUUUGAUCUUACUUCGAUUCGGCGUCUACGUCAGAAAGAGGACUCUGAAAUCAAUGAUUCUGCAUAUCGCAGGUUCGUGGCCUCAUCUUUUGACUAUAUCGAAAUUAUUGGAUCAGGUGCGUCCUCGAUGGGUGAAAGGCAUAUUUUGAGUGUUGAGUGCUUAAUGUGCUUUCAUUUGGACUCAAAGUCACUUGCCCCCUCAGAACUCGAAAAACUAGCGAAAUCAAAAUUAUGUAUUUCAGUGCGACCCAUUCGUCUGCUUGCACAACCCGAAUUUAUGGAGAAUCUGGCAAAGUGUCUACUUGAUGGUCCGCUAUAUGCUCGCUUUUAUCCAGAGAAGCAAUCAUGUCUUGAUGCUGGCGUCAUGGUACAGCAUCAUAAGCGGGUGGACUCGCUAAAUGUCGAAAAAAAGCUGACUGCGCGAUUAACUCCGUUUUCUGAUCGUCCCUUUGAAAAUUCAACUCCAUUCUUUGACGCAGUCGAUGCCUCAAACAGAGAACCUGUACAGCUCAACUUAAAGACGAAAAAUACUCAGAGACUUUCACAAGAGGGUACUGUCGAUGAUGCUGACUUCAAUAAGCAAUGUAAUCACAGCAAUGAUUCUACAAAUGGCGAUGACAUGCUAUCAGUAAUUGCCCGACUCCUUGACGGCUUCGAUUUGGACAUCACGCUCUGUCAUCCAUCUGUUGUCUUCCCCUCAAUCUCAUUGCGAAAAUCACUGCAGCCUAUGCCAUCUCAAGGCAUCAUUUUAGACUUAGGAAUAAUUGCUGUCACAUUGAGGCAAGAAAAUUCAAAUGUCUCAGCUUCAGAUGAAGAGUGUGCAGGAAUUUUAUGUCAAGUAAACGUCGCAGUUGACGAAUUUCAAAUCAGGUCCAUUGCAAAUCAAAUUUCAAUUCUUGAGCGGUCAGGCUUUCAGAUGCGAUGCAUGACAUCUAUACAGGCGGAGAAAAGCAAUUCUAGUAUUGGUCGAAACAUGUGCACCAUUCCAGAGAUCGUGCUGGACUUGAAGAUUAAUCCUGUUUGUUUAAAUGUUAGCGAGGCAAUCGUGUGCUUGGUGCAGGAAAUAUAUCAUGAAACGAUUAUUUCCUUGGCUGACACAGCUAAGAGAGUGCAUCAAAAUGUGGAUAGAGCAGAGUCGAUAAGUUUAUUCGGUAGCCUACGCGAAAAGGAUGGACAUUUAAAAGAUACUUUGCCGGCUCAAAUGGACGUAACUGUGACCUGGGGACAAGUGACGAUUCAUUUCUUUCUUGUUGAGUUGAAAGUUGCACUUAUUUCGUUUUCCGAGGCACCUCAAGAAUUUGAGGUGUGGAUGAAAAAUAUUAUCGAUUUACCAGAUGAAGUGUCGUCUCGUGCAAGCAUUGGAGGGGCGUCAUUUAUGACUCAAGAAAAAUCAUUUCAUACGGGGCAAGGAGAAAGCACUUCAAAUGAAAUUCCGUGCUGUGUUAUUGGUGAAUUUGACUUUGUAUCAUGUAAGGCAGACGUAGUGCUAAAUUUGAAUUGCACGUUGUUGAGGGACAGCCAGUCCCAUUUCCAAUGCGACUUCUCCUUGGAUAAGGCCAUCUUCUGUGACAAAAUCGCUGAUUCUACAACCUUCCUGACUCAUUUGUAUGGCCCUGUUCCUGGAUCGCCUGCCAAGCAUUUAUACGACCUCACUUCUGCUGCGUCUAUUAGCUCGCAGAUACCGACAAAUACCAUAGGUCAUGCGUUACUUCUGCCUCCAGCGUCAACACAGAACGAAUCUUCACCACAAUUAAUAGGGCGAUUGGUGAGCGACUACAGCUUCGUGGACGGCGAUAAAUCUGCUGUAACGACAAAUUCGCUUGAAAUAUCUGUAUCUUCAGCACGCUUCAUCUUUCUUCCUCGGACACUCCUCCGAUUAGAACACUUUGUUUUUGACAUAUUCUUAGCUGCAAGCAAGAAGAGAGAUGAGUUUGAGCUUCAGCUAUAUGAGGCAAUGGCAAAUAAAUGUGAUGGAGUUGAGAACACCGAAUAUUUUGACGAUGAUGUUGCUAGCGCGAGGGGAGAAAAGAUAGAAGCGCAAAUUCCUCUUUCUCUUCUUCGACCACGAACUGAUAGCCUAUCCGAAGUAUCAAAUGAGGAUAUUGUUGCAGUUCGAUCUACAUCGAUGUCUCCGCUGCAACGCAUAUUAACUUCGACAAGUGCAGUAGAAAUCCAACCAACCGAAGGUAUCACGUCGUGUGUAAUUGUAAAAGAUUCUGAAAAUUCUGCUGCCUUGAAUGUGGAUGCAUUGGUAGCAGCCAAAGCUGUUGACAACAAGCAGUUUAGUGUUCCCCGAUGGAAAGUUAAUGCAUGUCUCUCAAAUUCGCAAAUAUGGAUGGUAUCGACCGAUCGCAAAGCUGACAUGGCUGCAUGCGUGUUUUCAUGUAAUGUGAACGCUAAAUUUGACAGCACACUUGCUCGCACUCAUUUGGCUACCGAUCCAAACCAUUGUGAGCUGGUGAAUGCAUCGGUUAUGCUUAGUGAUGUGGAGGUGUUGAUUCUUGUGCCAGCAGUCAGCGAUGUCGAGCAACAAAAACCAAUCUACCAGACAGGAACGCUUGUAGAGAAAUUUGAAGCUGAUUUUCGGCUUGCACUGCGGCAAUGCUCACGACCUGACCCCGAAAAUAUCGAUCCGGAAAGUGGUGAGAACAUAGAUUCAAUUAAUCAAGGGAUCGAAGUUGAGGUAACUGCAUCAAAAAAAAUUGCUCAAGACUCAAAAGAUGGCGUUUAUAUUGACACUGUGCCUAUCGACAAGAGUAUCUCAGAAUCAAUUUUUCAAAGCAUACUUUUAGCAAGGCAAGAACCGACCUUGCAGAUCGAUCAGAUUAUUUCGCAUAUUUCCUACCAAGACUUACCGCUUUUGCUAAAGGUUUUUGCGACCCUGACAAAUAUGCUUCGUGCGGAAAAUGAAGUUCGCGGUAUAUUUCUUGCUCAGCUUGGAGCAGCAGAUAAUUUUGACAGUGCUGAUGUCGGAGAAUAUUCCGAGUACGCGCACCACUUUGGUGCAGAUGAUGUCGAUGUAGCUGAACGUGAUAGUUUAUCAGGCGUCCAGCAUGAUAUACUGACGCGCAUGUCUGUGUUAUUAAAUCGUGUUCACUUUUGCCUGAUUAACAAUAUCGUUGACCAAGCAUCACCAGUUGUCGAGUUUGAGACGAAAAACAUUGAGCUCGUUUUGAGGGCUGAUUCGAGCUCGAUACUGGAAGUUGCUGCAUGCUGUACGAUUGAAGCAAAGUACCGGAACUUACGACUUGUAACUAUGGAGCCCCUUAUCGAACCUUGGAGCGUUAAGAUGAUGCUCUAUCAUCACGAAGUAAGUGAUAUUGAUGACAAAAAACGCGCAGAGACAUUCCCUUGGAGACUGAAAGUGUCAUCAGAUACACUUCUUCAGUUAAAUUUAACCGAUGCGUUGAUUGCAAAUCUGGUGGCUGCGGAUCGGGCCUGGCGAUGGGUUCACAAUGCUGGGAGCGAUUCGCGUGAAAUGACUGAAUAUUCCACAUACUGGAUCCGAAACAAUACUGGAAUGCCUUUAAGGUAUUGGCUUACAUCAGGCGAUGAGCAAUUUCUCGCACCUGGUCAAGAGAAGCCACUUCGCUUUCACGACGUGCCAUUCAGCAGUCAUAUACAUUAUGACGAGAAACAGCGAAAGCCUGGUCGACUUAAUGCGAACGCGAACAAGCGGCAGCUUUUUAUAGCUGUUGAAGAGGAGUAUCCGAGUGACAAUGUGUUGAAUUUCAAACGAAAAUGGCAAAGUGAAGUGCACAUUCCUGUUGACCAAGUUGACUCGCGAAUGUUUGCUUUGGUAGAUACUGAAGCUGAAAGUGUUGCUUCGCAAGUAAGAAAGUGUGAGUGCGUCAUUGAUGUGUUCGUGGAGCGUGGGUGUAAAUAUUUUGUGGUGCGUUCAACUCUGCUUCUCGAAAAUCAAACUUCAUCGGACUUGGAAGUCGAGUUUGUUUCUCCCCAAGUUUCGAUGUCAAGGUCGCCGGAAACAGAAAGGAUUAUGCCAGAGCAUACGGUUCCGGUGUGGAAGAAGAUUGUGAAGGCUUUCUCCGUUGUUCCUGUUCCGGUGCAUUUAGUAUCCUACAGUGAAUGGCAUGUAUUGGUGCGGCCUCCAAUAAACGAUGAGACGGUUGCUGUAGACGGUUCUGAUACUGGCAUGCUACCGAGGGCUUACGCCAAAGAACGUGUAAAACUUCCGCUUUUCGAUCGAAGUAGUGUUUCUGCGUUCGAGAAUAUGCCGCAGAUGGGAACUAACGAAUCCGUUAAAACUGAGUGCACGAUCAAGUUUCGACGACUGCAUAGUGAUCGACCUGUCCGUCCAUUCAUGAUGAAUGCUUGCCUUUCUAGCGCAAGCGAUGCAUUGUAUCAUCGCACCCUUUCAUUUUACCCGCCAUUGAUUGUACAUAAUCUAACUGCUGGGCCCUUAGACUUCUGCUUAGCAACACCAAGUGAUUGGUCUCCUGCAGCUAAGGCCGUGCCGCUGGCGAAUGCAGGAGAUCAUGCUGGAUGGGAGACUCGCGAGCAGCGUUUGCGGGAACGCGGGACCAUCAAUGUCGCUGAUUCCCUUUUUUGGCAUUUGUCGAGUGAAGAUACGCCACUUGUGUUAAGCGUGCGAAUGAAGAGAUUCGACUGGAGUGAGACGCUUGAGCUGAAAAAAGAUUUACCAAAUUCUGUUCGGAUCGGCAUGAAGGACCUUGUGAGUAAUGCGCGACUUUAUGUCAAUGUAGAUAUUCGGGUGAGGAAAGGUUACAGCCGGGAAUUGAUUCUUUACGUUCCUUACUGGAUCGUUAAUUUGACGGGUCUGAAAUUAGAGUACGAAUACGAGAAAGAUCGAAUGGGAUGGGAACACUCUACCUCAAUGUUAGCAGGACAGAAACGGUUAGAUCGUGACGAGAUCUUACUCAAAGAAAUUCAAAGCGCGAAAGCAUCUAGUCGAGAAUCGAAUCCCCAUAUAAUCCAUCCUAUUCUUGAAAAUGAUAAAACUGCGCAAAAGCGCAUUGCAUGUGAUCGCCAUGCUUCUCGUAAUCUUCCAGAUGGCGAGCGCAAGAGACGCCAUCCGCGACUUCUUCCAAGCUUACCUCCUAUCAAGGGUUUGCUUGACCUUCUGCCGAAGUCGAUCGAGCAUGACCUGCGAAACCUUGGGCAACUGCAGAUUUUACAAGUAUGUCAUUCGAGUUACAAAAUGAAACGUAGUCACGUUCGUUUGCGAGUCAGUAGUGAAAGCGAAACUACAGCCACAAAUGUGAAGAAGGAGAACGGGCAACGAAGUUGGUCCAAUUCUUUCAUGUUGGACCAGGUGGGCACGAGCGGCGAAAUAGAAGCAAUUGACUUCGAGGCGAGUAGAAAAUUUUGCAUAGGCUACUCAAUUUUACCAGCAAAAGGCCAAUUCUCACGAACAAAGGUGAUCAUGCUGACGCCACGUUUCGUACUUGUCAACACGAUGAGUAGUGCAGUCGAGGUGUGUCACUCGUCGCCGAAAGUAAAUUUGCCGGAGAUCAAUGCAACUACCGCCAAUGGCUCAAUACCGGGAUCUGGAGAAUUGUCUCCGCUCUAUCAUAUAGUUCACUUGGAAUCUGGAGCAUUUGCGGAUUUCCAUUGGAGUCUUCGAUACGCUAAGACACGCACAAUCCGUUGUCGUUUUGCAAAGUAUGGCUGGUCUUGGAGUGGUGCGGUCCCAUUAGUGGAGUCUGGUGAGUAUGCUAUUCGGAUGCGCCAUGGGUCCACGCGGGAAAGCAAAUUCGUUCGGAUUACGUUAAAGCUGGAUACUCCAAGCAUUUGCGUGUAUUUCCGAGAAGAAAGUACGACAACACCGCCGUAUCGAGUAGAAAACUAUUCGCUGGAAACGCUUCGAAUGCACCAACACCGUGUUCGACGUAGCGAAAUUUUACUGCCACACCACAGCCUAGAUUAUGCUUGGGAUGAACCAACGGAAGAACGUUUGCUUGUUGUUGACAUGCUGCCGUCCGCUGCUGGUGAUAAUAGUCGACCAUUGCGCAUCGGGAGUUUUGAUUUGGACCGCAUUCAGCGAUAUCCCGAUGCACUCGGCGGCACAUUGGGUAUUGAACUAUCCACUGAUGGACCAACUCGUGUCCUGCGUUUUACAGAUACGCGAUUACGUGAAGAGAGGGCAGUGCAAAGUAGUACCAAUAAUCAAUCAAUAAUGACGGAGAAGGGUGAAAUUAAUGCUCUACACUUGUUCAAGCGCUAUGUGGCAGUUCCUACAGUGCAAGCAGUAUUGCAUCUGCAAGGUGUGGGCAUAUCAAUCGUUGACAACGCCCCAAAGGAACUAAUGUACAUUUCGGCGUCUGGUAUCGCAUUGGAUGUCUUACUUUCGAAAGGUGAUCAAUCCAACAGCAAAUCUUCGGUUACUGACAGCGCUGAGGAAAUGUCACGACUCGAACGCCAAACCCAAUCACGGAUUCUUGCAUGCUGUCUUAAGGUGAGUGACAUUCAAAUUGACAACCAGUUGCAGGGGACCUCAUACCCAGUGUUUCUUCGCUUCUCAAAUCCAAAUGGUCAAUCUCGAAUCGUCAGUAAUGGAGGCAUGAGUGGUCCCGUUAUGCAAGUGGGCCUUGUGAAGCACGAUGAGUACGCCGGUAUCGAUUUUAUCAGACAUUUCAGCGUGAGCAUUUUGCCGGUGCACAUUCGCGUCGACGGCGCACUGUUAUAUCAAAUGCUUCCGCUUCUGGUACAUUUUAAAGUAAAUGGUAGCAGCGGCAAAACUGAUACAACUGCGAAAACGAAGGCAAAUUUGCUACGAAAUAGUGACAGUGACGGCACUCGAGCUGCGUACAGCCAUUUGUUGCUUAAGGAAUUCAAUUCCAGUCUUGAAAUACCCGUGAAGGUGCUUGAAGCAGCUCAAAAAGACAACACUAUGUCAGUGAAGCCAGCUUCUAGUUUGACGACGUCAUCCAUAAAUACCGGCACUCGUAGAAAUAGCACUCAGCAGCAGCCAAUCAAACCACGUCACAAUCAGCGCACUCCCUUAGCAGCGGAGAUUCAGCGCUCUACGGCAGCCAAAUACGGUAACUACGGUGUCAUUGUUGGAAGCGGCGAACAGAAAAAGCUUUACUUUGAAGAAUUUCAAAUCGAUCCUAUCCGCGCUACCGUCAGCUUUUCGUUUGGUGAUAGUGCGGGCGCCAUCCUCGACGGCCGCUUGUCGUCAAUAUCGCAUACAGUAGCAUUGACAGAUCUGUCAUCGUCGCAAGUUUCAUCAGUGAUCACGGUUGGCCCCCUUCGAUUGAUUCUGAAUGCAAUUGGAACAAGUCUGUCUAAGAUUGCAAAUGCUUCAUUUCAUUUGAAAGCAUUACACAUUUGUAAUUCUUUUGUCCAACCGGAUGCUUUGGCUACACGAUUAGCAUCUCAUUACCAAAGUGAGGCACUUCGCCAGGCAUAUGUUAUACUUGGAAGUGUUGAUGUGCUGGGCAACCCCAUGAUCGCCUGGACGAAUGUGCGCAACGGUUUCCGGGACUUCAUUUCGAAGCCAGCGCUUGGUCUUUACCAGCGAAGUCCCCAAGCUUUCGCUUUCGGCUUGGGUCGUGGUUUGAUCUCUCUCGUGCGUGCAUCAGUGUACACCUUCUUAGACUUCAAUACACGUAUUUUGACAGCCUUUUCGCUCGGUCUCUCAGAAGCUUGUAUUAAAUUGGACGAAUACACUGGCUACCCAGCGACGCGGCAUAUAUUUCAAGGUCUCGUGCAAGGUCUUUCAGGUGUCGUGGUGGCCCCAAUUCACUCGUUUGAGAUUAACGGAGCUCGUGGUGUAUUACCUGGCCUGAUUGCAGGAGCAUUUGGACUUGUGCUAAAGCCACUGCUUGGAUUCUCGUUGGCUACAGCCUCGACUGCAACUACUCUACGUGAUGCCAUUGAUCCGAGGACGAAAGCCUUAUUGAUACGGGUCCGACCGCCACGCCACAUUGAUCUGCGGACAAAGCGACUAACAAUUUACUCGUACGUAGAUUCUUUGGGCGAUGAGAUUGUGAGCAAGAUACGCGGGGGUUGUUAUCGUACAGAUGGAUAUUUGGGCCAUAUUGACCUCAAAGACACUCACCAGUGCAUUUUGGUCACUCGUAAGCGCAUUCUGUUUUUAAAUGUUAAAGGCACUGCUUCGGUCCAUACUAGUAAGUACGACGUUGUAUGGGAGCUACUGGCUGAAGAGGUUGUCGUUGUGGACUGUUCGAAGACACUGGAGGAGCAGAUUGUAACUUUCUACUAUAUGGAGAAUGAGUUUUACACAGCAAGCAAUGCACGAACUAAUGCAAUAGUAACGAAAGGAUCGACAACUGCGGCCACUCGUCGUCGAUGGACUCCUGGUUUACCGCGUGGAAUGUUUGUGCACAAACACGAGGUAGCGCUGCCACAAUCCAAGGUGUUGUUUCUUCGCGCCAUGUUGCAACAGCAAGAUCGCUCCUUGCUAACAAAGAUGGAUAGUUGCUCGAAUGAAAAGCACAUCGGCUCUCUAUCUUCACUGGGUCGGACAAACUCGCGAGAGCUGAACACAGUGUGGCAACCCCAAUUCCCGAAAGCAAGUUUGAAUUAUCCCAUUUUUCGCAUCCCUCCGUCGCUAAAUCAAAAUCGCAGUUUCGCAAAUCUUGCGCAGAUGACAUCAUCCGUGCAAAAUUAUAAUAUCUAG